Caretta caretta (loggerhead turtle) is the source of this 5013-nucleotide messenger RNA. It is a transcript of the gene STKLD1, whose product is annotated as serine/threonine kinase like domain containing 1. The record is from RefSeq and is a predicted model, not a curated record. Gene Ontology annotation, molecular function: ATP binding; protein serine/threonine kinase activity. Lineage: Eukaryota; Metazoa; Chordata; Testudines; Cheloniidae. Gene Ontology annotation, biological process: protein phosphorylation.
AUCUUGUUUGCCAAACCAAAGCUGGGGGGGGGGGGCGGGGGUGGUUUGGAUCCAGGGCCCAUUUUAUGGGAACCCAGGAAACACACGAAGUUCGAAGCCUGAGGGGGUGGAUCUGCAAAACUGGUGGAGAUUUUCAAUAUGCAAAAUCCGCCCCUGUCCAGUCUGUCUGCAUUUUGUUUGAUGGUUUGUAGCUAUUCCGUACUGCUUCUUGCCCUGCCCAGCGCAGCACCCCCGCCUGCGGUGUCUGAGCACUUCUUCCUUUUCUGCAACCCCCCAGCACGGCCGCAACCAGGGCCGGAAGAGCGGGGCAGCCAACCAGCGCACAAAACUGUGAGCGUGGAAAAAUGGCCCAAAAAUGGAAGGGGACGCAAAUAUACUUGCUUGCCUCAGGUGCUAAGAUGCCUAAUUACAGUGUUCAAGGUGGAGGGAGAGGGGAGGUUUUGUUUGGUUUUGGGAAAAGGUACUGGUUUUGAGCCCAUCUCCUCUUGAAAUGGAGGGGUAGUAGUUACAAAGUAGGAUGGCAGACUAUGAAACACUAUGUUGCCAACUCUUGAGAUUUUAUUGUAUGCCUUACAAUAUUUGGUGUUUUUUCUUAAAUCCCCAGCUUCUGGAGGCAUGCGAUUAGGUGAGAAUCACAGCUUUAAUUAAAAACAAAAAACAAGUUUCUAGUCUCUCACGAUUAGACAAAAUCUUGAAAACAUGACUUAAGAUUACCCUGAAGACUCAAAAACCACAAGGCAAUGAGAAAACUACCCAAAGCAGCUGGAGCCCGGGGCUCUUGCCCUUUCCCCAGGUGAUUCUUUUCAUCUCACUGUUUUGACAUCUACCCUGAAGGUAACGUUGUUUAAAAGGGCAUUCUGAAGAUAAUUUCCAUCAUUUAAACAAUCUCUCCCCUCCCAUGUUAUUUAUAAACAUUUUUCUGAGGCUUGCUAAACCUUUUUUCCCCUUUACCAAAAUAUUUUCCUCUUAUUUUGUAGGUGCAUUAAUAGUUGGGGUUUUGUUUUUUUUAAUACCACAUAUUGAAUACAAAGUACAAAACAAAGAUUUGGAGAGGAAAAAAGUCUCCAGAGCAAACAGGAUGAGUCAAGUACACACAACCAAUAAGCACAAGCACAGAAACUCGUAUAAUGCUCUGAACGUGUAAUAAAGUAAGAGUGCUCUAAAGUAAAUUGUCAUAAUCUGUUUUGGUUAUGGAGUGACUGUGGCACAAGUGCACACUUUAAUUGAGUUCAAACCGACGUGAAGGGAGCAGUGCGAAUAAGGAGACAGAGCACCCUGCUCCUUGAAAAGUUAUAGUCCUUUGAUAUUCUUUGCAAGAGCUUAUUCUGUUCAAAUGAAAAUUCUCCCUUCAGUAGAAUCACAGUCUGUAGCAAUGUAUGACGGAGACCAGUAAAAGGACCUUGAUCCUGCAAAGGCUUAUGCACAUGCUUGAUUAUACAUAUUGUGAGUAGUCCAACUGCAGUAACUUGGACUACUCGCGGCACACAUAAAAUGAAGCAUGUGCAAAAGCGUGUGUAGCAUCAGGGCCUCGGCGGCAUAAAAAUUCUUCUUUCUUGUCCCUGGAUCUAUUUUGCAUUUGUUAACACUUUUAAUGAUAGCUGGAAUCAUAGUCCCAAUUGAGAAGGUAUCCAUUGCAUCAUGAUGCAUUUCUUAAAAUAGGCAGCUUUACACAAUUUAUACAUUUUGGAGAGGAUUAAAUGGAAUUUUUGGCUGCCCAAGGAAUGCUUGACUGAGCAAUCCCAUAGCUAUUCAGCGGGAGUAAUUUAAAACAUAGGUGCUGGACUUACAGGUGCUGGGGUUGCUGCCCCACCUCCUGGCUUAAAGUGGUUUCCAUCAUAUGCAGGGUUUACAGUUUGGUUCAGUGGGGCUCUCCGCACCCCCCCAUACAAUUGUUCCAGCAUCCCCGAUUAAGAGGAAAGCAAAGUACAUGACUCCAGAAAUCUUCAACCACAAAGCACCCCAGGUGCUGGAGCAGCUGGAGCCCGGGGCUCUGGGCACAAUGCUGGUGGUGGAGUUAAAAACGGUGAAAGAAGGUGCUGGGAGGAAAUAUGUGCUGAAGCAGGCAAUGGAUCUGCUGAAACUUCAGCAUUCAAACAUCUGCAUUUACAAAGAAUUGUUUAUCACCUGGGAUAAUAAGAUUUCAUCUCUAUUUCUUUGUCUGGUGAUGCAGCACUCAAGCCAAGGAGACCUUUCAUCUCUGAUCAAGGCAAAAAGGAAGAAGCGAGAGAAAGUAGAAGAUAUGGUAAUUCAGAAGUUCCUGGGGCAGAUGGUGGAUGCUUUGUUUUAUAUACACAAACAAAAUGUUUUUCACAGAAACCUCAAACCGUCUAACAUCCUUUUAACUGAUGAAGUAUCCUUCAUGCUUUGCGAUUUUGGUGUAGAAACUCUUAUGACUGAUGAAAUGAAAUGGAAGAUAAGAGUGGAAGAAGAUCCUGACUCUAAAUCCUGCAUGUCCCCUGAAGCACUCUGCUUUUCCUUUAGUGAGAAGUCUGACAUCUGGUCUUUAGGAUGUAUUCUACUAGACAUGAUGACCUGCUUCUUUCUGAAUGUGAAAGAGACAAAUUCAUUACUGCGGAAUAUUAGAAAGGACACCAGUAGUCUUGAGAGAGUUCUGACAUUAAUGCAGAAAGGGAAUAAAGAUACUCAGCCUUUGUCUCCAAUUUUACUUAUGAUGUUACAGAUUCAGCCCAGUAUGAGACCCUCAGCAAAGGAUCUGGUUGAUAUUCCACAUGUUAUGGAAUGUUUGGCUCUUGCUGGUUCCUCUUUAUCAAAACAGGAAAAAACCUUGCCUUCAGCAAUUGUAGAUGUGCUCCUUGAAGGGGGAAUUGGAAGUGUUUUAGAAUUUAUGGAGACUUACUGGGACAUAGAGCAGGCUCAAGCAAAAGCCAUAAAGCGCCUUGCCAGCUUACUAGAUGAAAAUGCUUUUAUGUAUUUGCUAGAACUUCUGGAUCCUGUCACUUGUGCAAUGAGGACUCAUAUAGAUUCUCUAGAGCUACAGUUAGGUGGCUGCAGAUUACUGCUUGACAUUAUUGGCCAAGCCCUACAACAGAAUGUGGAGGUGGAGAUGCUAGUUGGUGAGGAAGGAAUCAAUUCUCUGUUAAAGACAAUGAGGACAUAUUCUGAAAAUGAAGAACUGCUCUCAAUGAUCUGCACUUUACUAAUGAUGAUUUCAGCCAGUGAAAUGGCUGCAGAAGCCCUGAGGAAAGCUGGGGUCAUCACAGAUGUUCUAUCAAUUAUAAGCAAUUUUCCUCAGAACAGACAGAUCUGCCUCUCUUGCUCCGGUAUUCUUUGGAGCUUGGCUGUGAAUGAAAGUAACAUGGGACAAGCAUCACUAAAAAAUGCUGUCCAGAUUAUCACUGGAGUCCUCCAAGAACACCGUGAGAAUGGAGAGGUGGUUGAGUCGGCUUGCUCUGCCCUCUGGGUUCUGACACUUCAGGGCUGCUUAACUGAAAACCAGUAUGAACCAACAACUCUGCUUCUGUUGGAUGCUCUUAGGAUGAACCCAGAAAGACCAGUGCUGGUGAAGAAUACGUGCUUGGCAUUGGCAAGCCUCCUAAGGAUAUCUGAGUUAUCUGCUUUCCGACUUAUAGUAACAGAUACAAAGGGCAGCGGAAUAAGCCUGAUCAAAGACUCCUAUCACUUUCACUGUGAUGAUCCAGAAGUGGUGGAGAACAUCUGUAUGCUGAUUAAUGAGAUGGUUCAGUAUGAUGACCUAGUGCUAGAGAUGAUCUCCCAGAACAUGAAGGAGCUGCUGACUGAAAUGAGAGUCAAGUUUACAUCCAGUAUGGAGAUAAUUACCCUUGUGGAUUCAGCACUUUUGAAACUGCAGAAGUAAGGAUGAUCAAGAAACAGGAUCUGAAAGAAAAAUAUUUCCCCUGUAAAGAAUGCAGUAGCAGGAUACUUUAUACAGCUGAGUGCACCACUCCCAUCGAUUCAAAGGACAGUUCACAACAUGAACAAGUAAGACUGCCGGUGUUUGGACAUCCUCAGUAUCCAAGAAUGAGAGCCCCAACCAAUUUGCAUAACGUGGCUCAGAUGGGAGCCAUCUUCGGGAGGUGCUGCCUGUGGAGCUUGUAUGCCCCAGCACAGAAUACUCCAAUCUGAUGCAAGUGGCCGUGUGUCUCUGUAUUAAUGAGGCCACGGGCCUCACCGUAGAACUUCAUAGACUGUGCUUUGGCCUUCCCUGAAUAUGCAAAUAACUUGAUCAACGUGCUGAUUCCUAGACUAGAAGGCAAUGUUAAAACUACAUAAAAUGUGCCAUGAGAGCUUUAAUGUCCCUAAAGAGCAGAUAAAAACAGACAAUCCUAAGGUUUCAUCUGAAAGACUCAGUCAUUGUAUAGUUGAAUAAUGCUGUACUUUAACCUACUCUGGAAUUACAAAGACCAAAUGGACCCAGCUACAAUCUGAACCUAUGGUUCCAGAGAGCGGAGGUGUUUUAACCUAAUGCUUCAGCUAACAUUCUGGGGUGACAAGUCAGUCACUGAAGACAAUGGCUUCAAAGCAGUAAAUAUCUAACUACGUACCUUUAAGUCAUUGUGGACAGCAUGCCCAACUAAAAUCCUUCCUCUUAAGAUGUCAGCCACCUCCUUCUGAACACUUUUAAACUCUGCUCCUAAAAAUUCAACACAUUUUCAGUAAGAGACAAAACAAAGCACAAGUUGUGAGACAGCAUUAGGAAGUGAAGUAUUUUAUGUGGUAGUCACUUCCUUGGGACCCAAGGUACUGGAGAAUGCAGAAUUCUUGUACACAGUAACCCCCAGCUUGCUCAUAACUACAGACUUGAAGAUGGCAGAACAGGCACACACAUGAACAGAAGUAGCAAUCAACUGAGAAACAGACUUCUACUUAUUGGCCUAAGACCACCCUUGCAUUUUUGUAGGCAAUGGUUACAGAAGUUACACUCUACUGGGGCAAUAAUGAUCACUCUGCAAGAAAGUGUCUCCACAGAAUGUAUUUUAUUCAUGAUCUAUUGUAGAGUUACCUUUCAUUUAGAUAUUUUAGGGUGUGCUGAGA